GCGCCGGGCUCAGCCAUGGCGGAGGCUGCGGCCGCUCCCGCUCCCCCCGCGCCCCGCGGCCGCUGAGCCCCGCCGGAGCCGCGCCCGCCGCCCGCCCGCCGCCAUGGCCGAGCCCGCGGCCGUGUCCUCGCUGCCCCGCGAGGUCCGCGAGCAGCUGGCCGAGCUGGAGCUGGAGCUCUCGGAAGGGGACAUCACACAGAAGGGGUAUGAGAAGAAGAGAGCAAAGCUGCUGGCUCCAUAUGUUCCACAAACCCAAGGGGUUGAGCCAGCACUACAGAAGGAAUCCAAACCUCAGAUGCCCGUUCCAUCUGCAGCUCCAGCCUCAGCAUCAUCCUCCUCAUCCUCAUCCAAAUUCCACCGAGCUCGCUCGGGGGGAGCCAGAGAUGAACGCUACCGAUCUGACAUCCACACGGAAGCGGUCCAGGCGGCGCUGGCCAAGCACAAGGAGCAGAAGAUGGCCCUGCCCAUGCCCACCAAGCGCCGCUCCACCUUCGUCCAGUCCCCAGCAGAUGCCUGCACUCCCCCAGACACGUCUUCCGCCUCCGAGGACGAGGGCUCGCUCAGGCGCCAAGCUGCUCUCUCUGCUGCAUUGCACCAGAGCUUACAGAAUGCUGAGUCUUGGAUCAACCGAUCUGUUCAGGGGUCAUCCACAUCCUCAUCAGCAUCCUCUACACUUUCCCAUGGAGAAGGCAAAGGGACCAGUGGGUCACUAGCUGAUGUAUUUGCCAAUACUCGAAUAGAAAGUUUCUCAGUCCCUCCAGAUGUCACAGCAACUACCUCCACGCCCUCAGCGCGGCCGGCAGCCAUCGACCUCCCUCCCUCUGGGAUCGUGAAGGGGAUGCACAAGGGAUCCAACCGCUCCAGCCUCAUGGACACUGCAGAUGGUGUUCCUGUGAGCAGCAGAGUCUCCACAAAAAUUCAGCAGCUGCUGAACACCUUGAAAAGACCUAAAAGACCACCCCUGAAAGAAUUCUUUGUGGAUGAUUUUGAAGAAAUUGUGGAAGUUCCCCAGCCUGACCCCAACCAGCCCAAGCCCGAGGGCCGCCAGAUGACCCCGGUGAAGGGAGAGCCCCUGGGGGUGGUCUGUAACUGGCCUCCUGCCUUGGAAGCAGCUCUGCAGCGCUGGGGAACCACUCAGGCCAAGUGUCCCUGCCUGACAGCCCUGGAUGUGACAGGAAAACCAGUUUAUACCCUCACAUAUGGCAAACUGUGGAGCAGAAGUCUCAAGCUGGCCUACACCCUGCUUAAUAAACUGGGGACCAAAAACGAACCCGUGUUAAAACCUGGAGACAGGGUAGCCCUCGUGUAUCCCAACAACGACCCCGUGAUGUUCAUGGUGGCAUUUUAUGGCUGUCUCCUGGCUGAAGUGAUCCCAGUGCCUAUAGAGGUACCUCUUACCAGAAAGGAUGCUGGCGGGCAGCAGAUUGGUUUCCUGCUGGGGAGCUGUGGCAUUGCUCUGGCCCUCACCACUGAAGUGUGUCUGAAAGGGCUCCCAAAAACCCAGAAUGGAGAAAUCGUGCAGUUUAAAGGUUGGCCCAGACUCAAAUGGGUUGUGACAGAUUCAAAAUAUCUCUCCAAAUCUCCCAAGGACUGGCAGCCCAACAUCUCAGCAGCAGGAACUGAGCCAGCAUAUAUUGAGUACAAGACCAGCAAGGAGGGCAGUGUCAUGGGUGUCACCGUGUCCCGUGUGGCCAUGCUGGCUCACUGCCAAGCCUUGUCUCAGGCCUGCAACUACUCUGAAGGUGAAACGAUAGUGAAUGUGCUGGAUUUUAAGAAGGAUGCAGGGCUGUGGCAUGGCAUUCUAACGAAUGUAAUGAACAAGCUGCACACUAUCAGCGUGCCCUAUUCUGUGAUGAAAACCUGUCCUCUCUCAUGGGUGCAGAGGGUUCACGCCCACAAAGCAAAAGUUGCUCUGGUGAAGUGUCGAGACUUGCACUGGGCCAUGAUGGCCCACCGGGACCAAAGAGACGUGAGCCUGAGCUCCCUGCGGAUGCUGAUCGUCACCGACGGCGCCAACCCCUGGUCUGUUUCCUCCUGUGAUGCCUUCCUGAGCUUGUUUCAGAGCCAUGGGCUCAAACCAGAGGCGAUUUGUCCCUGUGCCACCUCCCCCGAAGCGAUGACCGUUGCAAUCCGGAGGCCUGGAGUCCCUGGGGCCCCUCUGCCAGGCAGAGCCAUCCUGUCCAUGAACGGGCUGAGUUUCGGUGUGAUUCGGGUCAACACCGAAGAUAAAAACUCUGCUCUCACUGUCCAGGACGUCGGGCAUGUGAUGCCAGGAGGCAUGAUGUGCAUAGUGAAACCAGAUGGGCCACCCCAGCUCUGCAAAACAGACGAGAUUGGUGAAAUCUGUGUGAGCUCCAGAGCAGGAGGAAUGAUGUACUAUGGGCUGGCAGGGGUGACAAAGAACACUUUCGAGGUGAUCCCUGUGAACUCCUCUGGCUCUCCAGUGGGGGAAGUGCCCUUCGUGCGCUCCGGCUUGCUGGGAUUUGUUGGACCUGGCAGUUUGGUGUUUGUGGUUGGGAAGAUGGAUGGGUUGCUGACAGUGAGCGGGAGAAGGCACAACGCCGAUGACAUCGUGGCCACCGGACUGGCCGUGGAGUCAAUAAAAACAGUUUACAGAGGAAGGAUCGCUGUGUUCUCCGUGUCCGUGUUCUACGACGAGCGGAUCGUGGUGGUGGCAGAGCAGAGGCCAGAUGCAUCUGAGGAGGACAGCUUCCAGUGGAUGAGUCGGGUGCUGCAGGCAAUUGACAGCAUUCACCAAGUGGGUGUUUACUGCCUUGCUCUCGUGCCAGCCAACACAUUGCCAAAAACUCCGCUGGGAGGGAUCCACAUCUCCCAAACCAAACAGCACUUUCUGGAGGGCUCUCUGCACCCCUGCAACAUCCUCAUGUGCCCACACACUUGUGUGACAAACUUGCCAAAGCCCAGGCAGAAACAGCCAGGUGUGGGCCCUGCCUCUGUGAUGGUGGGGAACCUGGUUGCUGGGAAGAGAAUCGCUCAAGCCUCUGGGAGAGACCUGGGUCAAAUAGAAGACAAUGAUUUAGUGAAAAAGCACCAGUUCCUGACAGAAGUGUUGCAGUGGAGAGCUCAAGCGACUCCUGACCACCCACUCUUCCUUCUAUUGAAUGCCAAGGGAACCACUGUGUGCACGGCCACCUGCCUUCAGCUGCACAAAAAGGCUGAGAGAAUUGCAUCAGUGCUGUGUGACAAAGGCCAUCUCAAUGCAGGAGACAACGUGGUGCUUCUUUAUCCUCCUGGCAUCGAGCUCAUCACGGCCUUCUACGGCUGCCUGUACUCGGGCUGUGUCCCUGUCACCGUGCGCCCGCCCCACGCCCAGAGCCUGGUGGCCACACUGCCCACAGUGAGGAUGAUCGUGGAGGUCAGCAAAGCCGCCUGCAUCCUCACAACCCAGACCUUGAUGAGGCUGCUCAAGUCCAGAGAGGCAGCUGGUGCUGUGGAUGUGAAAACCUGGCCGACCAUCAUUGACACAGAUGACUUGCCCAGGAAGAGGCUGGCCCAGAUCUAUAAGCCACCCACACCUGAAAUGUUGGCAUAUCUAGAUUUUAGUGUUUCCACAACAGGAAUGCUCACAGGAGUAAAGAUGUCCCACGCUGCAGUCAGUGGCCUGUGCAGGGCCAUCAAGCUCCAGUGUGAGCUCUACUCCUCGCGGCAGAUUGCCAUUUGUCUGGACCCCUACUGCGGGCUGGGAUUUGUGCUCUGGUGCCUCUGCAGUGUGUAUUCUGGACAUCAGUCAAUUUUAAUUCCUCCUAUGGAGCUGGAAUCCAAUCUUUUUCUCUGGUUAUCUACUGUCAGCCAGUAUAAAAUAAGGGACACUUUCUGUUCCUAUUCAGUCAUGGAACUGUGUACAAAGGGACUUGGAAACCAAGUUGAAAUGUUAAAGGCCCGAGGCAUUAACCUGUCCUGUGUCCGGACCUGCGUGGUGGUGGCAGAGGAGCGGCCGCGCGUGGCCCUCACUCAUUCCUUCUCCAAGCUCUUCAAGGACAUCGGGCUCUCCUCCCGAGCCGUGAGCACCACCUUUGGCUCACGGGUCAACGUGGCCAUCUGUUUACAGGGAACAUCGGGGCCAGAUCCCACCACGGUGUAUGUAGACCUGAAGUCCUUGAGACAUGACAGAGUCCGUCUGGUGGAGCGAGGAGCUCCACAGAGCCUGCUGCUCUCUGAGUCUGGAAAGAUUCUGCCUGGAGUCAAAGUGGUCAUUGUCAAUCCAGAGACAAAAGGGCCUCUGGGAGAUUCUCACCUUGGGGAGAUCUGGGUGAACAGCCCCCACACGGCCAGUGGCUACUACACCAUCUACGACAACGAGACCCUUCAGGCCGACCACUUCAACACCCGCCUGAGCUUCGGCGACGCGGCGCAGACGCUCUGGGCCCGCACCGGCUACCUGGGCUUCGUGCGGCGCACCGAGCUGACGGCGGCCAGCGGAGAGCGCCACGAUGCCCUGUAUGUUGUGGGAGCCCUGGAUGAGACCCUGGAGCUGCGGGGGCUGCGCUACCACCCCAUCGACAUCGAGACCUCGGUGUCCCGAACCCACAGGAGCAUUGCUGAAUGCGCUGUGUUCACCUGGACCAACCUGCUGGUGGUGGUGGUGGAGCUGUGUGGCUGCGAGCAGGAGGCUCUGGAUUUGGUUCCUCUGGUUACCAACGUGGUCCUGGAGGAGCAUUACUUGAUAGUGGGCGUGGUGGUGGUGGUGGACCCUGGAGUCAUCCCCAUCAAUUCCCGAGGCGAGAAACAACGGAUGCACCUCCGGGACAGCUUCCUGGCGGAUCAGCUGGACCCCAUUUACGUGGCCUACAACAUGUGAUGGGAGCACGGAGUGAUCAGGGUGGCUGUGGAAGUGAAGCUGGUGAAAAUUACUAAUACUUGAUCUAAAGUUUGAGGUUGCUGCCACAUUCCCCUCCCUCCUGUCCUGGGGGUUUCAGUCCUGGUGGGGUGAAGGAAAUGGGAGAAGCAACAGCAAACGUUUGUAACAGUUUACUGAACCAUGAGCUUUAGAGAACUGCAGAGGGGGAAGGUGUGUGAGCUACAAAAUCCCCAAGGCCUUUACAGUAGUGUUACUUUUUCACCCGUUGUACAUAUUUGUAUUUUUAUCUAAUCCCGGGUUAGGAUUCUAUAAGGGGUGGGUUUAUUUAGUUAAGAUAAUAAACUAUUAAGAAAAGGGUCAUCAGAGUUCUGCAGUUCCCUACUCCAUGAUCUCCUUUGCAUCUGGAGCUGUUCAUCCCACGGGGUCACACAACUUAUUGACAAUUGUGCCAUGACCAAAUCGAUGACUUACAGAAUCAGAGUUACUUAUUCAUAUAGAGAUUUCUGGAAUUUAAAAAGAAUUUUGCCUAUAUUUUAAAUAUGUAAAUAUUAUUAUACAUAAUUCGCUUAGAUAGAAAAUUAACUUGGCUAGUGAGGACAGCUGAAGGUUGAUGUUUUUAAGGACAGGUGACUUUUGUGGUCCUCAGCAUCAUGGCAUUGGCUUAGACACAAUGUGAGAUGCUCCCACCUUCCCCAGGCUCCUGAUUUCGUUUGUAUCUUUAUUCUGGGCAGAAGUGUGUGGAACCCUUUGGUUUGAAGGCACACCUUUCUCCAGGAGGCUGAAUUCAGCAGGGAACUGGGGAGAAAUGGCAGUGCAGGGAAGGAACUGAGGGACAGCCUCUGCCUCAUCCUGUGGCACCGGGUGUGGAAAGGAAAACCAUUCCUGAGGCUGCCACACCGGUGACUUCCCUGCUUGUGCCAUUCCUCUGGGAUUCCCUCAGCUCCCUGCAGGCAGAGCAGAACUGCUGUGAACAGGCUUUAGUGGAACCCGGGAGCAAACAAAAAUGCUUUCCUCAAAGCAUUCCUGAAAGAACGGGAGGAUUCCAGGUUUAAGUUGGACACGGUUUUUCUUUAACUGGAGGAUCCAGUGAUUCUGGCGAAGACAUUGUUAAAUACCAUUGUGAAAAUUGCAAUUCCAGCCUUCCACAUCCUGUGUCAGCUCCAGCAUUAGGGAAUGGGAAGAAAGAAACCUGAAAGCAGCAGGUACAAGCUCUUCCUGCUGGGGAGCAGGGCUGGGAGAGAGCUGGCGGUUGAGCUUUGACUCAGAAUUAUCUCUUUUUUUAAAAAUUCUUCAUCUUUUAUCAGCAAUUACACUUCUCUGGGUGCUAAUAUAUGGUUUUGGAAGCUUUGGGAGCUGCUACCAGAUCCUGCGACAGGGUUUUUUGAGUCAGAUGUGGUAUACAGUGUAAAUAAACUUUUCAAACGUCCCAGAUUACCUCACGCAAAGUUUUUAGGCAGUUUUUAAAAGGUUUAUGGUGUGGACUUGGAAGAUCCUGUGGCAGUUACUGGAACAGAGUCCAGUGGAUCCACGAGCAAACCCCAGCUGUGUCCUUGAAAAGCUCCUGCUGCAUCCUGGUGGCUCCUCACUGAAAACAGGAGCUUUACAACUCAGACCUUUCAAAUGAUAUUUUUGAAAAAUAUUCGGUGGGAAAAUAGGAACUGGAAGUUUUGUGGCAGGUCUGGACUUAAGGUUCUUUGCGAACACUUUGGGUUUCAGGGGCACAUUUUGGAACCUUGUCUGUGUUUUCCACAGUAUCAGCCAACACUGCAGAAUAUGCACAAAAUCUUCAAUAUAUUUAGUUUUAACAAAUUGAACACAAAGUGGGGACGGUGGCAGGUCAAAACUAAAACAGUUGGUCCUGCAGCUUAUUUUGGGUGUAAAGUGCAUAAAGGUUGUUCUCCCCUUUCAGCCAGAAAAUUCCUGUUAUUCCAUGUUCUUUGUCACCAUUUUUGUGUUUCCUGCACAGCCCAGGCCUGGCCAAGCAGCUUCACUCCAGUGUGACCUUUCCAGGGAAAACUGGUGGUCUUGAACCUUUUUCUUUACUCAAGGCUUUAGAUAAAUGGUUUCAACAAACUUUUUUUUGUCCACUGAAGUAGAUUUUAAGUCCAAUUCCAGGAUUGUCUUUUAUUUUUAUUGGUGAUUUUUCACAAAUAAAACAACGUGUGAAUUAAUUCCAUCAAAUGUGGCAGGUGAAAUUCCUGAAAUGGCAUUUUUGAUUGUGACUGGAUUGAUCUCUCUUUUUAUCUUUUUUCCCUUAGUUUUUUGUUUGGAUAGGUACUGACAGCUUCCUACGGUCUGAGGUUUUAUCUUGCAAGUUCCCUGUGUGCUCCAGAUCUUCCAGCACGUUCCAUUUCUGCGUGCUGGAGAACUGCAGGACACUGCCCGUGGGAUGUGAGAACAUUCCAGGGACAAGGAGAAGCUGCUCACUUUGGCUUCCCUGAAUUCCCUGAGUGCUUUGAGGGUUUUCUAUAAAUCCAUUUCCCACAGUGCUGGGGAGGAGGGAUGGAGCUGGGGCUCUGGAAUCCCCAAAAUUCCACCCCCAGCUCUGCUCAGGCCUUGCCACGAGCCUUCCACAGAUCAUUCCACUCCUCCCUCUGGAGCUGGGGAUGAUCUUUCCAUAUUUUUUGGGAGCAAAGCAAGAUCUUUCACUCCAGACAUUGGCAGGUGGGCAGGGCUGGGUGCUUUCCCCAAAAAACAGCCUCUCGCCCUGCUGUGACUGCAGCUGCUGGGAUGGCACAGGGCACAUUAUUCCCUUUUCUUGCCCCUUGGGUUCCAACUUUACUGCAGUGGAACUGAAAAGCUGGGAAUUCUUCCCACUGGACUGAAGUAUAUUGUGUGUGUCUCACUGUUUCUGAAUCUUCUGCGAGCAAACGCUGUGGGAACAGGACAGUUUUGUCCCGUUUUGUUAGAAUUUGCACUUCAUUUCUGGUUUAAAUCAGUUCAGCUGUGUCCUACUAACUGUCCUAAAACAAGGUUAUAAAAACCAGAUCAUUUCUAGCCCUAGAUGCUUUUUUUUUUUCAUUUUUUUUUGCUUUUAUUUCUGUCAACCUCUUUCCCAUUGUCCAAUCCAGACUCCGGCAUUCUGUAAUUAUGUAUAAAGGUUUUAUUUAUUUAAAAUUAGAUUAGUUACAUUUUUAAAUUUAACACCUGGCUGGACAGUGUCUCAUUAACGCAUUGAUUGUGUUUCCUUUGUCUUGUGUUAAUAAAUAUUGAUGCCUGGUUGCUUGUUUAGUCCUUCCA
Messenger RNA from Motacilla alba alba, 8059 nucleotides. RefSeq names its product disco interacting protein 2 homolog B (gene DIP2B). The transcript has 38 exons. Bases 104 to 4819 code for a protein of 1571 amino acids. The record is from RefSeq and is a predicted model, not a curated record. NCBI's taxonomy places the organism in Eukaryota, Metazoa, Chordata, Aves, Passeriformes, Motacillidae.